AUGACGAGCACAACGAGUAUUCCAGACUCCGAAGGAAUCAUUGAUGAAAGAAUAAACGAAACUAAGAAUAAUCAUUUCGAAAAUGGUGGAGGAAAUUUAGAAGAAUAUCAAUCAAUAGAAGAGGAAGAACCAUGUUUGCCCGUUGUGAACAAUGGUAAUUUAUUUGAUAAGAAUAAAUAUGGUGAAUCGGAAAAUUCGUUGGAAAAGAAACCGUUUAAAGACUUGGCGGAAAAACAGGAUAAAAUAUAUUUAAACGAUACUAGUGAAUAUCCGGUGUCGAAUUCUAAAAAAAAAUCUAAAAAAAAUAAAAUAAUACUUUCGGUUGGACAGUUAGGAAACGAUGGAGAAAAAGAUUAUGAUUGGUCUAGAUCAAAGUGUGAAAAUAAUAUUCGUAAAAAACUCGGAUUAACACAUUGUGGAUAUUUAAUUGGUUUGUUUUUGGUAUGUGCGACAUUAUUGUUUUUACUUGUGAUUAUUGUCCUCGGAUCAACUUGGCCACAUAUUCCUCAUCGGCAAAAAUUUCCCAUUUGUAUCAAAUCAACAUGUCUGAGAUCGGCUGCUUUGAUAUUAUUUAAUAGUAUGAGAUAA
Molecule: messenger RNA, 588 nt
Organism: Pediculus humanus corporis (human body louse)
Lineage: Eukaryota; Metazoa; Arthropoda; Insecta; Psocodea; Pediculidae
Exons: 2
Coding region: 1-588 (195 amino acids)
Source: RefSeq, a predicted model, not a curated record